GUUACAUACGGCACAGCUUUUCGGACUGUCUGAUUGCUUGUCAAAAAGUUUGGUUUCUCAAAGCAAGUGAUUGUUCAAACUAUUAAUUUAAAUGUAUUCGUAAAUAAAAUUACCUUGCAAUAAUGACUCGGAAUUUUGUAAUUGGGGCUGUGAUAGCUGUGCUAUCACUAGGUGUUACUACAGUUAUUGCUGAUUGUAUGAUACCAUUAGUGCUGAGGAACACUUGGUUUUCCUUCGAAAAUGGCAAGCAAACUAUUACAGAUAUCAAUGCAAGUGAAAUGACUGGAAGGGGUGUAUGCGUGGACAUUAAGGCUGAAUACAGGGUGAACUAUACAAUGGUAUUUUCAUACACAAAAUGUUAUUACUGUGUCAAGCUGAUUGUGAGGACAGUAAAUGUGUUAGAGAAGAUUGAAUCUCCUUGUGUGAACUUGGGCCCUGAUGAGCAGCCUACUGUCGAUAGAGUGUGUCGAGGUCUAAAUCCUGAUCAGCAGGGACUGAUCACAUUGUUCUCUGAAAAUUAUGUGCCUGUCAAUUGCCGUUCAUCUCUAGAAGGAGUUUGGCAGUUUGCAUAUCAGAAUAGGUUCCGAUUCACAGGAGAAUGCAACCACCCUGAUGCACAGAUCAAAUCUUGUCAAACCGCAGGAACACAGUUCUUGAUAACCAAUCAGAAGUUUAACAUUACUUAUAGGAAAUGUGCUGGAAUGUCCAACACUUUUGAUGGUGUUGUGGAGUAUAGUUGCUUGGGUCAUUGGUUUGUCAACAAAAAUCACUUCUUUGCUGUUGCAAACACAAAGGAAUCCCGUAAAGAUGAGAGGUACCGCUGUUUCCUCAAGAACAGAGAUGAUGAUCUGUACAUUGGGGCCUCUAUUACACCAGAAUGUAACACAUUGAAGACUGUUGAGAAGUCCCCUGAGAGAUAUAGAGUUACACCUGUUAAGGCUGAAGUGGUAGAACCAGGUUGUCGCUUACCACAAAACUUCUCUGGAGAAUGGAUCAACACUGCCAAUAUUGAUGCAGACGUAUUCAUCAAUGAAACUCACAUUAUAGAGACUUACUACCCUGACGAAGGAAGAUUCAGAAGAACUAUUUAUGUCUGCAGGGAGCAGCGUGACAGUAGAGUGAUGAUGGCUCGCCUCACAGUUGAUGGUUGUCAAAAGGAUUAUGUGUGCUUUGACUUUGUACCACAACAUCAUAAUAUUAUAAGAUACCGAAAAGGUUUAGCCAUGAUCCAGAGUAACUUCCACACAGUAUGCUCUUGGGUCCAGUUCCCCAAUAAACAAGAAUGGCGAUACGAUAUCUUUCUUAAAAAGGAUCCAUCGCCAAUUCGUUGCCCAGUCGCAGGCAAAUUCAAUUUCACACAAAAAGGUGAUGUUAGAUUCGAAACAAGGAUUUUGGGAGGUGUUACUUUAAGUCCGAGACCAAACUUGUACUGCAAACUAAAUAUCAGUGAUUUCUCAGUUUGUGAUAUUGAUCAGAAAACUAUACAAAUUAAGGAAAAUUACUGUCUAUCUGUGGACUACUUGGGUAGACCAGUUGAUAUCUACAGUGAUCCCGAUUACAGAAUGAAAUGCAUAGGAUUUUGGAAGGAGAAUUUGAAGUCCUAUCUGAUUACUUAUGACGAACUUGACCCUUUUUCGAAGUAUAGAUGUUGGGUGUAUCAGCGGGCCGAUCUUAACCGAGUACUGAUGUCUCAAGCUUUAGGCCCAUACUGUGAUUUGAAGCAGGAUGUGACAUCGUGGAAUUACACUGAAGGCGCAGCUGUCGCCGUUGAGAUGGAAGAAUACGAGAGAGAACGCGACCAGUGCCCUAUGCACUUCGACGAUGGCAGCGACCCUUGGUCUACAAAAGAAAACUAUAUCAAAGUGUUCAGUUUCUCAUUUUGGGGCAGUAAUUCUGCACAAACAAUUGUAAUUAAUUCUGCUGUGUUAUUUAUGGUAGCUUUAUUUACAUUAAUACUGUAAUUAAUAAGUACAUAGACUGAUGUAGAUUACAAAUAGGUUGUCCAUAUUGUUUGUGUCUUGACCUCAUUUUCAUGAGAAGUGAUGAUCCAUUGCUUUGAUCUGAUCUGUUGUAGAAAAGCUUCUUAAUUUUAAUAUUGAACCUGAUUUUAUUUUAUAUUUUUAAUUCUAUUGCUAAGAGAGCAGCUAUAUUUUUUUCUAGUUGCAAUGUUCAGUGAACUAUUCCGUCCAAUUUUGUUCCAGUGCCGUUUUUGUACUCUUUGAUAAAUAAUGAUGAAUCUAAGAAGAAUCCAUGUGCCUUGUAUAAGUUGUAGAUGUUUUUGGGCACUGUUACAUGUUUGUGUUAGAUCUGACUGUAAUUUCGAAUUCUUGUACUCUUGUUUUUUUGAGAUAGUAAUUUAACAUCAUCAAGAAAUGUUUAAGAUUAAUCUCAGUGCUAUGUAUCUCAUGUUUACAAAUACUUUUGGUUUGUUACAAUCAGUACUUUAUAGUACCUAAUACUAAUGCAUUUAGUGCCUUAAGAUUAAUAAUUUUAUGUAUGUAAAUAUCUAGUUGUAUGUAUUGUCCAAUUCAUGAUGACAUCUAAUUAAUACGUUUUAAGUUAAAGUAUAAAUAAUUUUAUAUCUCUUAUUGUUUGUAUCAGUAACAUGUCGUUACCUCUCUGUAAUAAAGUCCGUCCAAAAGAAGAAAUUAGAAUACACAUUUUUAUAUUUUUAUUUAGACAUCUAAAUAAAGUGUUAUAACUAAA
Spodoptera litura is the source of this 2706-nucleotide messenger RNA. It is a transcript of the gene udt, whose product is annotated as protein undicht. Gene Ontology annotation, biological process: wound healing. The record is from RefSeq and is a predicted model, not a curated record. Lineage: Eukaryota; Metazoa; Arthropoda; Insecta; Lepidoptera; Noctuidae.